Messenger RNA from Dicentrarchus labrax (European seabass), 1132 nucleotides. It is a transcript of the gene tmem97, whose product is annotated as transmembrane protein 97. The transcript has 2 exons. Lineage: Eukaryota; Metazoa; Chordata; Actinopteri; Moronidae. Bases 334 to 966 code for a protein of 210 amino acids. Gene Ontology annotation, cellular component: endoplasmic reticulum. The record is from RefSeq and is a predicted model, not a curated record.
AUGAGGUUGUAGCUCGUUGUGUGCUUUACUACGGUUGGAAAGAAGCAUCGGCUGUGUUUUAAAAAUGUCCCGAUUAUGUGUUAUUGAUGCGGGAGGUCCUGAAGCACCCUGUCAAAACAUGGCGUGGGAUGAAUGAUGCCAUCAUCAGGAACGCCCACAUGUCCCUCCGUCAGCCAAUGGGAUCCAUCCUGAGAACACGCGUUCCCUCUUUAUUUCAUAAUAUACCAAUAACGUCUGAUUGAACGUGUAGGGAGCAAGAGGACAGCGUAACAGAGCCACUGGGUGAACUGGAUCGCUUCCUGUCUGUCGUGUGCACUGUAUGAGCUCGAGAUAAUGGCUAUCCGUGUAUUAGAAAUCAUCUUUUUCUUCUAUUUUGCGUCUCACAUUCCUAUCACGUUAUUUAUUGACUUACAAGCCCUGCUGCCUCAACAUGUGUAUCCUCAGCCGGUAAGUGUCAGUACCAGGAGAGGAUGGAAGCAAAGGUACAAUACAACUUCCUACAAGGGUCCAAUCACUUGUUUUGUGGCUGUAAUUGACUUGAAUUUCCCCCAGAUGAGAGAUUUUGUGAAGUGGUAUGCAGAGGAGUUCAAAGACCCUUUGAUGAUGGAUCCUCCAGACUGGUUCAGGUCUUUCAUUUUCUGCGAGGCCUUGUUUCAGCUGCCUUUCUUUCCAGUCGCAGCUUAUGCUUUCCUGAAAGGUGGCUGUAAGUGGAUCAGGACUCCUGCCAUUGUGUAUUCCGCACACGUGGCCACCACGCUAGUCCCGAUCCUAAGUCGCAUCCUCUUCUACCAGUUUCCUAUGGAACCCCACCCAGGUCCGCAGACCCCACAGGAGCGCUGGCUGCUGGUCUCCAUAUAUGUUCCGUACCUGCUGGUGCCUUUGCUGCUGCUGUUCACCAUGCUGCUGUCCCCCACAUACAACUCCACCUCAAACACAUCAGCCAAAGCCAAGAAGAAGAAGAACUGACUCAGACUACAGCUAUCUAAUUAACUCUGAUUUUAGGAGAUACUUUUAUACCUUUCUGUACUUGAAAGCUGCUUCGUACUAUUGUUUCAGGACACUGACAUUGUUAAACCAGCCAGAAUGAGCACUUUUAAUGUUAUUCUUUAAAAGUAAACACUUGUUUGCUGAA